Messenger RNA from Laetiporus sulphureus 93-53, 771 nucleotides. Its product is annotated as SRF-like protein. Gene Ontology annotation, molecular function: RNA polymerase II cis-regulatory region sequence-specific DNA binding; DNA-binding transcription factor activity, RNA polymerase II-specific; protein dimerization activity. The transcript is spliced from 5 exons. Lineage: Eukaryota; Fungi; Basidiomycota; Agaricomycetes; Polyporales; Laetiporaceae. The record is from RefSeq and is a predicted model, not a curated record. Gene Ontology annotation, biological process: positive regulation of transcription by RNA polymerase II. Bases 1 to 771 code for a protein of 256 amino acids.
AUGGGGAGAAGAAAGAUCGAAAUCCAGCCCAUUACGCACGAACGCAAUCGCUCUGUCACAUUUCUGAAGCGCAAGAAUGGCCUCUUCAAAAAGGCGUACGAGCUCGGCGUCCUCUGCUCCGUCGACGUCGCCGUCAUCAUCUUCGAGGAGCGGCCGGGACACCAUGUCAAGCUCUAUCAAUACUGCUCGACCGAUGUGAACAGCAUGGUCCAGCGCCAUUUACGCUUUGAUGGCGAGAAGGACACACGGGUACCUUCAGACUUCAACAACAAGCAGGCGGAAGAAGCCGCCGAUGACGACGAUGAGGCCGACGACGACUCACCCAAGCGUCAGAACGUGUCCGGCACCAGCAAGACCGGCGCAGGAAAAGUAAAGUCGGAGGGCAGCAGCAACGGUACCGUGCCCAUCCGUCCCGUGCCUACGAGCACAAACGAGUCGUCCAUGACGAUCGACGUACGCUCCCCACGCUUACAUCGAUGCCAGCUCAUCGACUCACACGCGCUUGUUCCUAUCUCACACAGCUCGAGUACCGCACCCGCGUGUCGCCAACCUCCACGCCAACCUCCACGCUCCCUGUCUCCGGCGAGCGGCACACCGCUCUCCGCGCCGCUCCCGGCAUGCACAAGCGCCCGCGCCUUGACGACGGCGCCCAAACGCCCUCGAUGCAGCUCCCGCCGUCGUACCCGUACCGCCUCGAACUUGACAUGUCGCAAUACCCCGUGCAGAGCCACAUUACGCCGCUACCUUCGCUGCCGCCAGCGCACGGCGUGA